AGCAGAAACAUGAUCAGGUGGAGCUUGCGCAGCCUCCUAAUCUCAGCGUUCAUCCUUCGCGUUUAUCCCCUGAGCGCGGAAGACUACGGGGGUUACAGGAUUCCGGAGAUCUACGCGCCAAGUCGCUACGAAGUCGAUAUCACCGUUCCGGAAGAUGUAUUCAAUGGCGAAAGCCUCUUAUUCUGGGGUCGAGUUCAAAUCACUUUUCGUGUAGAGUCUGCCACCCGCGAGAUCCAAAUACACACGAGGAGUACUGUGACGGAAGUAGCGUUGACUGCUGCAUCUAAUACCGUGACCGUUACCAGCUUCGCCCAGUACAACAGCACCACCCAAAUCCUCACCAUAAGUCUAGGACAGGAGCUGGUGGUCGGUGUCGACUACGCAUUGGCGAUAAGCUACAACGGAGAGCUAGACACGACUAUAUUCAGAGGGUUCUACUUGAGUUCGUACAAGGCGGCUUCCGGGACGACCGAGUACCUGGUGGCGACCCAAUUCGAGCCCACCCACGCGAGACACGCCUUCCCCUGCUUCGACGAGCCCAAGUACAAGGCAAAGUUUCAGGUUAGCAUUACGAGGCCAGCCACUUACAACGUUCUGAGCAACACCAACGUUGCUUCUGACGUCGUCGUCAACUCCACGUUUACCAAGUCUACGUUCACGGAGACGCCGCGCAUGUCCACGUACCUACUGGCAUUCAUCGUUUCCAAGUUUACCUGCACCGCAGGCGACGUCAUAGCCGCCGGUGUGCCCCAUCGGGUAUGUUCCAGACCCGAGCAAGCAGAUUACAGGGCCCUGGCCGUCGAGUUGGGACCCCCGAUUAUGCGUUCCCUCGAAAAUAUUACCGGCAGCAAAUACGGUGAUCAGAUCGCUAAAAUGGACCAGGUUGCUAUUCCGGACUUCGCUUCGGGCGCCAUGGAGAAUUGGGCCAUGGUCACGUACAGGGAAACGAAUUUGCUCUGGAGCGCCGAGGACUCGUCUAAUUCUUACAGGAAAAGCAUCGCUCUGGUAAUCGCCCACGAGUUCACCCACAUGUGGUUCGGCAACUUGGUGACCUGCGACUGGUGGGACUACAUCUUUUUGAACGAGGGCUUCGCCAGAUUUUACCAGUACUUCGCCGCUGCUCCCGUCAGCCAACUGUCGAACUGGGAGUUGGACAAGCAGUUCGUGGUCGAGCAGGUCCAUACUGCCCUCUUGAGCGACUCGUCCACCGGCUCGGACGCGCUUACCUCUAAAGCGUCCAGCCCGUCGCAGAUUUCGAAUAAGUUCAGUACCAUCGCCUACAAUAAGGGGGCCUCGAUCCUGAGGAUGGUCCAGCACGUGAUUGGAGCCGAUAACUUUUUGUCUGGGAUAAGACACUACCUGUCCACUUAUUCCUACUCGACCGCUGUACCGUCGUACCUGUGGGGAUCCCUCAACAACUUCACGUCAUCGUCGUCAUUACCCGACGGAGUGACAUUGAACGCGGCGCUCACCAAUUGGAUUGACGCUGCCGGGUACCCGGUGGUGACGGUGACUUCCGACGGAGAUGACGUCAUCUUAUCCCAGAAACGGUUCCUGCUGAGCGGUUCUGCGACGACGCAGUGGUACGUCCCGAUCAGUUACACGCUGUCCAACGACACGUCAUCUUUUACUGCCACUUCGGCUAAAAUUUGGCUAACGCCUGGCGCAAACCGCACCCUGAAGGGAGCUUUGAAGGGAAACCAUUGGAUAGUACUAAAUAACCAACAAUCUGGUUACUACAGGGUCAAUUACGACGACGCUCUCUGGGGUGCUAUCAAGGAGACGCUUCGGUCGAAUCACACCUCCAUCGACGUCCUCAACAGGGCCCAAUUGUUGAACGACGUGUACAACUUCGCGAGGUCCGGUUUGGUAAAGUACUCUGACGCCUUAAGUGUGUUCUCGUACCUGAAGAACGAAGAGGAGUAUUACCCGUGGUAUGCGGCCAUAGUGGGCUUGAACCAUCUGCUCCAGAGGAUAGGUUACGAAUCUGCGGUCGGGAAGAGGCUCGUAGCUCACCAGCUAGAAAAUUUGCAAAAGGUUUAUGCCACGGUACCGUUCAGCAAGCUCGAUUCCAAUGACCAGGUGUACACCACGAAGCAGGUGACCGUCAUAACCAGGGUGUGUCGUUACGGAGAGUCGACGUGCGUGGCGCACGUUAAAGAUCUUUUCGCUCAGUACAAAAACGGAAAGAGCGUCGACAAGAACCUGAGAAGCAUCGUCUACUGCAACGCGUUGCGGUAUAGUGACGACAUCGAAGCCGACUUUAACUUUUUGUGGGAGCAGUUUAGGAAAACCUCAUUAGCGUCAGAAGUAGUCACCAUCUUGGGUUCCUUUGGCUGCGCCCAAGACUCGAAGCAUCUGAAGUGGUUCCUGAACCAGACCAUCAACGCGACGUCGGGUAUCAGGCUGCAGGACUUUUCAACCGCGUGGUCGUCAGUCUACUCCAGUGGCGGAAAGCUGGGCGCUAUAGCGGCCAUGGAGUUCAUCGCCGAGAAUUACGCGGCUCUAACUUCAUACUACUCCGACGUGGGUUCCUUGGUGGCGAGUAUUGCCAACUAUUUUUAUGCCGAGGAGCAGCUGCAAGCGCUUCAGAUGCUGAUCGACUUACCGGGGAUUAGCGCUAGUCACAACGCCACUGCCGUUAGCGCACUGAAUAGCGUCAAGUCCAAUAUGGCGUGGGCGGCCGCCAAAGCGGCGGACGUGGUGAGCUUCUUGGACGAGGUGCAGUCUUCGGGGUCUCGGGGGUUGAUGAAGGGGGGCAGUUGGUGGCUCGCUUUUACGUCUAUAGUUGUUGUAAGACGAGGGCUGUGGCGAAACGAAGUGACUAGUCUCGGCGCGUCACGCAAUAUGCAGCUCCCUUAUAGCAGGUUUGCUGGUCUCGCCUUAUGCUUUUUGUGUCUCGGGUAUGCCUCCAUCACCAUGACUAGUCCACUCUCCGGAGGGUACCGACUCUCUGACAACUACCUCCCCUCCAAAUACCGCGUGGAACUGGUCAUACCUGCUGAAAUAUUCUCCCGUAAAAACCUGGAUUAUUCCGGUACGGUAGCAUUAACGUUCCGGGUGAAAAAAACCACGCAGCAUAUCCAGAUACAUACUAGAAGCACCGUACUGGACGUCAGCCUGUGGAAUGGACAGAGCUCGAUCCACUUGGCCGGUGGUGGCCAUUACAAUUCGACCACCGAGAUUCUCGCUUUUCCGACGCCGCUGGAACUCAAACCAGGAACCAACUACACAUUGAAGAUUAGCUACCAAGACAAAGUGCAAGACAAAAUACUGAAAGGCCUGUACUUGAGUAACUACAAAAAGCGAUCCGGAAACGUGGAAUAUCUUGUCGCCACCCAGUUCGAGCCGGUUUACGCGAGGUGGGUGUUCCCCUGCUUCGACGAGCCCUCAUACAAGGCCAAGUUCGAGCUGAGUGUCGUUCAUCCCUCGAAAUAUAACGUCAUCAGCAAUACGGAAGUGUCGACCACCGUGCGGAACGGCACUUACACGAAGACCACCUUCAGAGAAACGCCGGUGAUGUCUACGUACAGUCUCGCUUUGGUGAUAUCAAAAUUCACCUGCACCAACGGAAGUCGGAUAGAUGGCGAACUGGAGUACCGCGUUUGCUCGAGAGAGGAAGCCUCCCAGGACAGGGCUCUGACCCUGGAGCACGGUACUAGGAUCAUGGAGAGCUUGGAAAAUAUCACGGGGAUUAAAUAUGGCGGGAACGCGUCAUCUAUCACCAAAAUCGAUCACGUCGCAAUUCCAGACUUCGAUUCGGGCGCCAUGGAGAACUGGGGCAUAGUCACAUAUCGUGAAGUUGGGCUUCUCUGGAACCAGCAACUCUCCACUGAUGCGAACGCGAAGGCCAUCCUUCUCUUGGUGACUCACGAGUCUUCCCACAUGUGGUUCGGAAACUUGGUGACGUGUGUCUGGUGGGAUUACCUCUUCCUGAACGAGGGCUUCGCAAAGUACUUCGAGUACUUCGCGUUGGCUCGCCUGAGCGCUCUCUCUCGAUGGGAGCUGGACAAGCAGUUUGUGAUAGAUCAGGUCUAUACCGCCUUGCAGGUAGAUUCUAGGUCGGACUCCGUGGCUUUGACCUCCGCCGCGUUGACUCCUUCAGAAAUCUCGGCCAAAUUUAACAAGAUAACUUACAGUAAAGGCGCCUCAAUUUUGAGGAUGCUCGAGCGUUCGUUGGGGAGUGAGACGUUCGUCUCGGGGAUCAGGCAAUACCUGAGAAUUUACGCGUACCACACCGUGGUACCCACGGACCUGUGGCGCUCUUUAGGUGCUGUCGCUCCGAAUUCGGUCUUGCCCGACGGAGUUUCACUGGAUGUAAUCAUGGGCAACUGGACGAACCGGCCUGGUUAUCCCGUGGUGACGGCCUCCGUCCGCGGAGACGACGUGGUGCUGUCGCAGGAACGAUUCUCGUUGGGAAAAACGACUUCGUGUUCUUGGUACGUGCCGAUUACCUACACCGCGUCCAAUAACACCAGCGCAUUUUCCGAAACAACCGUCAAGCUUUGGCUACGCCCAGGUGAGACCGUCACCAUGAGGAACGUCCUCAGAACCAACAGUUGGAUCAUCUUCAAUAAUCAACAAUCAGGUUUCUACAGGGUGAACUACGAUCCCACACUGUGGGCCAACCUAAUACGAGUACUCAAGAGCAAUCACAGAGUGAUAGACGUGUUGAACAGGGCAGCAUUGGUGAACGACGCGUAUAAUUUGGCCAGGUCAGGCGCUAUACGAUAUUCCCUAGCGUUGACGGUCUUGUCGUACCUGGAAAACGACACCGAGUACUAUCCUUGGACGUCAGGACUGAUGGCUAUAAAGCACCUCCACCGCAGGCUCAGCGGGUAUCCCGCGCUAAGCGAUCUGGUGGCGGCUUACGCAUUGGAUCGACUCCGGAAAGUAUCUUCCAUUGCACUCUAUGGCGACGUCAAUCCCGAGAGCCAAAUAGACAAGUUGAAGCAGGUGGCAAUCUUGUCGGCACUCUGCGAAUACGGCGAGCCGCGCUGCGUGACCACCGCCAGGGCUUUGUUCGAACGGUACAAGGAAGGAGCCCAGGUGCCGAAAAACCUCAAAAUUCUCAUUUAUUGCAACGCGUUGCGCUAUAGCGACGACGUCGACUCGGACUUUGGCUUCCUGUGGAAGGUUCUCCAAGAGGCAGCGGGGCAGGCCUCGGAGAUGGGGGCAGUUUUGCAAAGUUUGGGAUGCAUUAGAAAUUCGACUUACUUGAAUUGGUUUUUACUUCAGACCGUCCAUCAGCCUCCGGGGGUGAGGCUCCAGGACGUGCUACAGGCCUGGACGUCGGUGUAUGCUAACGGGGGUCAUCUGGGCACGACCGUAACUCUUCGGUUUGUUUUGGACAACUACGUGCGAAUAAGGGAUUACUCGCAGGAGAAUCUAGACAAGUUGAUCAAGAAUAUAGGGACGUUUGUGACGACGACAGAUCAACUGAGAAUGCUGGAGGCACUGACAAAACACCCGAACAUAAGUGAGGAACACAAAUCAGCUGUCGAAACUGCGCUGAAAGAGGCCAAAUACGAAAUCGAGUCAAUGGCGGUUAGGGUCCAUGAAAUCCGGGAGUUCUUCGACGAAUUCCGGGAUGGUUCUUCGGUCAGCAGGGUCGCGCCCGGCAUGCUCUUGUCUGUAGCGGUGGUAGUACUUUUGGCGACAAUACAGUCUUUUGAUUAGCUUAAGUAUUAGCGGGAAAAAUAUUAUAAUAUAUAAUUUCAACCAUCUAGUAGUAGUAGUGGUUUUAAGAUGAUAGUUUAUUUUCCUAUUGCUCUAUUAUAGUUAAGUAACAGAUUUGUUUGAAUUGAGACAGCUUGAAUCACAAUUAAAAGAUAUUUCAGAAUCGGAGUGGUUCAACAAUUGGACUAAACGGCUCGAAUGUGUAAAUCGUUGAGAUAUAGGUAACUAAUAGUGUAGAGUUAUUAUUAAACUUUUGAUUGGAUGGGCUUUGCUUGUUAGUAAUAAUAUAUUGUUUAUUAUCAAUAAGGGGUCCACUUUUAAUGCAAAGCUACGGGAUACACAAUCAUCUAUUAUAAUAAAAUUUGUGAAAAAAUGUAUAAUGCAUGAUUAAGUUUGAGCACCACCGCUUGUUAUCGUAAGUGCUAUUUUAUUUUUCAAGUAUUUUUUUACUAACGGCACAACUAAAAUACCAAUUUUGCCAUGUUCGGUAUUCAUAUUAGGUGCACUUAAAAUAUUUGCGAGUCAAACAGCGUACAGGGUACAAAAAAUACAAAAAUCGCGCAAAAGUAAGAAAAGUUGUUUAGAAUUAAAAGUUAUGCCAUAAUAUUUAAACAGAACGUACUAAGAUAAAAAAUGUUGUGUGUUGGAAAAAUAUUAAUAAUUUCCUAUAUUAUUUGCUCAAUUUUUUGAAAUGGGGGUACUUUACUCAUGUGUAAUUUUUAUAUUUUUUGUUCCACCCUGUAUUCUAUUCGGCUUGCAAAUAUUUUAAGUGCAUCUAAUACGAUUAUCGAACCUGCACCAACUUUGGCAAUGUUAUUUCCCCAUAUUAUUUUGCCAAUUUUUUUGAAAUAUGGGUACUUUACUCUUGUGUAAUUGUUGAAUUUUUUCCCAUCCUGUAUGCCGUUUGGCUUGCAAAUAUUUUAAGAGCACCUUGUAUGAUUAUCGAACAUACACCAACUUUCUUCAAUAUUAUUUCCUGUAUAAUUUUGCCAAAUCUAUUGAAAUAUAGGUACUUUACUCUUGUGCAAUUUUUGUAUUUUUUGUCCCACCCUGUAUA
Cylas formicarius (sweet potato weevil) is the source of this 6736-nucleotide messenger RNA. RefSeq lists its product as uncharacterized. The transcript is spliced from 22 exons. Gene Ontology annotation, biological process: proteolysis; peptide catabolic process. Lineage: Eukaryota; Metazoa; Arthropoda; Insecta; Coleoptera; Brentidae. Gene Ontology annotation, molecular function: zinc ion binding; peptide binding; metalloaminopeptidase activity. The record is from RefSeq and is a predicted model, not a curated record. The coding region runs from base 10 to 5679 and encodes 1889 amino acids. Gene Ontology annotation, cellular component: cytoplasm.